CUGGACCGCACUCCGACAUCUCGCCCCAUAUCAUGGCACAUCAAGUCCCCUUCCACAACCCCAACGCGCCAUACCAGCCGCACCCCCAACAACGUCAACGUCCAGCAUUCUCGCAGCAACCGCAGCAACAAGCGGCCGCCGAUGGCUUCUACUCUUCUGGUCCGCCAGUGGGAGGAGCUCCUGCGUACGGUGAUCAGCCGGCAUAUCACCAAAGCGGCCAACCGCUUGCACCGGUGCAGCCGCAACCGCAGUAUGGUGGAGCAUCUCCUUCCCAUCCUACCUACCCCGACGGCAUGAUGGGUGCAAGCAAUCACCCAUCAAGCAACAACAGCAUGGGUGGUUUCUUUGGCGAGAUGGGCCAAGCCGUGAACCCCGAGCUCAUGAACAAUCCGAUGGCAGCGUACGCAAUGAAUCACGGCGCCAAGAUGAUGGAAGACCAAGUCAAGUCGUUCAUGCCUGGCGCGGCGGCUGGGGCGUUGAACAUGUUUGGAUCGGUCAAGUAUUACUUUACAGUCAACAACACGUAUGUCGUGCACCGGCUCAAGAUGCUGUUGUGUCCAUUCAUCCACAAAGAUUGGCGGCGCAUCGUGCAAAACGAAGGCAACAACACCGGCGUCGACGUCGUGUACGCGCCGCCGUCGAUGGACAAGAACGCGCCGGAUUUGUACAUCCCGUUGAUGAGUUUUGUCACGUACAUUUUGAUUGUGGGGUACAUCAAGGGCGCGUCUGGACGGUUCAACCCGGAUGUGAUUACCGAAGUGUCGACGUACUGCUGCUUGAUGCAACUGGUGGAAAUCUGCCUCAUGAAGCUUGGGUUGUAUCUGCUCAACAGCCAAAUUAACUGGUUGGACUUGGUGUCGUUCACGGGCUACAAAUACGUGGCACUUGUGAUCAACACGGUGGUGCACUUGAUCUUGGGCUACAUUCCGUACUACGUGGUGUUGGCGUACACUGGCAUUGCCACAUCCUUCUUCACGUUGAAUGGGCUCAAGGGCACGGUGCCAGAACCCAACCACGACCAGCGCCGCUUUCGAAACUACAUGCUGCUGGCGAUGGCGGUGUUGCAAUUGCUGCUCAUUUGGUGGAACUCGUACAGCAGCGAGAUCCAAUAAAUAGUUGACCGUCGUAUAUAUAUAUAUAUAUAUAUAUAAUAUAUAUAUAU
Messenger RNA from Aphanomyces astaci, 1162 nucleotides. RefSeq lists its product as hypothetical. The transcript is spliced from 10 exons. The record is from RefSeq and is a predicted model, not a curated record. Lineage: Eukaryota; Oomycota; Saprolegniomycetes; Saprolegniales; Verrucalvaceae. Gene Ontology annotation, cellular component: endoplasmic reticulum membrane; COPII-coated ER to Golgi transport vesicle; Golgi membrane. Gene Ontology annotation, biological process: endoplasmic reticulum to Golgi vesicle-mediated transport. The coding region runs from base 33 to 1112 and encodes 359 amino acids.